CUCCACCGCUUUCCGUGACAAUUUCUCGUACAUAAAGCUAAAAAUCCUGCCACUUUCUGAGAAACUUCCUACCCAUAACCAACCAAAACUCAAUUGUUUGUUUGUUCUAUUAUUUUUGCUUAACUAGUUCCAAGUUCCAACAACAUUACUCAAACAUGCUACUAAACCAUCUCCUAACAUAACCAAAGUAAAACAAAGAAAGCAACCAUUCUUAUCCUUAUAAGCAUGACUCCAUUAAGUUCCUGUCGUAAACUCCACCAUAACUCACUUCCAGAAAAACACUCCACCAACGUAGUUGAUCGCCGAUAUGUCUCGACUUCUCUAACAUCGAAAAUGCAAACUAGUAGUAAUGACUCUAUUCUUCGGCCACCGAAACUGCUACUGAAGGUGACAAUCGAGAACAGCUUGGGUGCAAUACAGGUGCUGAUGUUGUCUGAGGACACAGUUGAAGAUUUGAUAAAGGCAGCGUUGGUGUUUUAUGAGAAGGAAAAGAGGAGGCCUAUUUUGAAGAACUAUGAUCCAAAGUCUUAUGACCUUCACUACUCCAAAUUCACUUUCCAAAGUUUGAAGCGGGACGAGAAGUUAUUAGGGUUGGAGUCAAGGAAUUUCUUUCUCUGCUCAAAGCCACUCGUUUCUUCAUGUACUCAGAAAGAGAACAUGGCAAUGGAUUCGGCAUUUCCUUGGAUGGUUUUAGUCCCCUUCCUACUGUAAAUUAAGACCGUAGACAUGUGUCACAAAUGAGUCGCAUGAUCCUUUGAAUAUGUUAAAUAGAGUAAUUAUUGGCAAUCUUUGGUAGAAAAUGAAUUGAUGAUGAAAUUUGUAAAUCUCUCAAUCUUAGAGCUUCUUUAGUUUUCAUUCUUCUUGUACUUGUGUUUCCGUGUAAGUUAUAUUGCUUUCUUUUAAGUGUAACUAGAAGGUAAUUUAAGAAUAAUGCAAUUUAUGUUGGAACUGGAAGAGUGAAAUACUUAAGCAUUA
Messenger RNA from Vicia villosa (hairy vetch), 975 nucleotides. RefSeq lists its product as uncharacterized. The transcript has 2 exons. The record is from RefSeq and is a predicted model, not a curated record. Bases 226 to 711 code for a protein of 161 amino acids. Lineage: Eukaryota; Viridiplantae; Streptophyta; Magnoliopsida; Fabales; Fabaceae.